GAAGACCGCGCGCGAGCUCCAAGUAAGGAAGCAACAGAGCUCAACAACAACAACAACAACAACAACAACAACAAGCGGCUUCAGAGAAAACAACAAGAACAACAAACUAACAGGCACCAUGGGCAAAAAGUAUGACAUGAAGGACAAAGAGCAAGGAAGUCCAAAUGGAGACAUAAGUGGAGGAAAAAAGGGAAAUAAAAAAGAGAAACCUGCCCCGGAACCAAUGGUGGGACCACUGGAAAUCUUUCGCUUUGCUGAUAGUUUUGACAUUCUUCUGAUGUUGGUUGGAACCAUUAUGGCCAUUGGCAAUGGAGCGGUACUUCCUGCUAUGGUGAUUGUAUUUGGAGACAUGACGAACAGCUUUGUGGUAGACAGUAUGGCAGGGAACCUGCCUCCAAAUAUUACCUUACCGAACAACAGCUCCAAUAUAACACUUGGAGAAGAGAUGACAAGGUAUGCCAUUUACUACAGCAUCAUGGGAGCUGUAGUCCUAUUUGCGGCUUACAUGCAAGUGGCCUUCUGGACCCUGGCUGCAGGGCGACAAGUGAAGAGGCUCAGAAAGUUGUUCUUUCACUCCAUCAUCAAACAGGACAUCGGCUGGUUUGACAUCAACGAGACAGGACAACUCAAUACACGACUCACAGAUGACAUCUUGAAGAUAAAUGAAGGCAUUGCAGACAAGCUGGGCACAUUAAUUCAGUCCCUCUCCACCUUUUUAACGGGCUUCAUCAUUGGGUUUUUUAAAGGCUGGAAGCUCACCCUGGUCAUCGUCUCAAUAAGUCCCCUGCUAGGUCUCUCGGCUGCUGCCAUUGCCAAGAUAAUGACCACAUUCACGUCGAGGGAGCAGACAGCAUAUGCGAAAGCUGGAGCUGUAGCUGAAGAGGUGCUAUCUUCCAUCAGAACUGUCUUUGCUUUUGGAGGACAGAAGAAGGAAAUAAAGAGGUAUGAGAAAAACCUGGAAAAUGCCAAGAACUGUGGUAUAAAAAAAGCCCUUACAGUAAACAUCGCAGUGGGUUUCACAUACUUCAUGAUCUACAUAUCCUACUCUCUGGCCUUCUGGUAUGGCAGCACGUUGAUUUUCUCUGGAGAAUAUGACAUCGGAACACUUCUGACAGUUUUUUUUGCCGUUGUGAUUGGAGCAUUCGGCCUUGGCCAGACCACUCCCAACAUCCAAGCGUUCUCUACUGCACGAGGGGCUGCUCACAAGGUUUUUAGCAUCAUCGAUCAUAAACCCAGCAUCAACAGUUUCUCAGAUGAAGGCUACAAACUCGACAUGGUGAAAGGAAACAUUGAGUUCAAAGACAUUCAUUUCAGCUACCCCUCGCGACAGGAUGUGAAAGUCCUAAAUAGCAUGAAUCUGAAGGUUAGCAGUGGACAGACUAUUGCUCUUGUAGGUAGCAGUGGUUGUGGUAAAAGUACAACAGUCCAACUGCUUCAGCGCUUCUACGACCCCCAAGAAGGAACAGUGAAUAUAGAUGGCCAUGACAUUCGCACUCUGAAUGUGCGCCGUCUCAGGGAGAUGAUUGGCGUCGUGAGCCAGGAGCCUGUUCUUUUCGCCACCACAAUUGCCGAGAACAUUCGAUAUGGCCGUGAGGAUGUAACGCAGGAGGAGAUAGAGCGGGCCACACGCGAGGCCAACGCCUAUGAUUUCAUCAUGAAACUUCCUGAUAAAUUUGAGACUCUGGUGGGAGACAGAGGCACUCAGAUGAGUGGAGGACAGAAACAGAGAAUUGCCAUCGCCCGAGCUCUCGUGCGCAACCCCAAGAUCCUCCUAUUAGACGAGGCAACAUCAGCUCUGGACACAGAAAGUGAAGCAAUUGUACAAGCAGCCCUGGAUAAGGUGAGACUUGGCAGGACAACCAUCAUCGUGGCCCACCGUUUGUCCACCAUCCGUAACGCUGACGUCAUUGCCGGAUUCCAAAACGGGAAUGUCGUAGAGCUCGGCACACAUGACGAACUGAUGGAGAAAAAAGGAGUGUACCAUUCACUGGUCACUAUGCAGACAUUUAAUAGCACAGAAGGCACAGAUUUAAAAGCAGAGGAGGCAGAGCUGGAUGAGAAGAGCCCCACUACGUCUUUGAUGGAACAUACACUCUACAGACAGAAAUCCAAGAGUUUUAUUGACUCAGAGAAAGGCCAGGAAGAAGUACACAAAGAUUCAGUACAGGAGGAAAAGGUCCCAGAAGUGUCAUUCUUCAAAGUACUGAGUCUGAAUAAGGCUGAAUGGCCUUACAUGGUGGUGGGAAUCUUCUGUGCGAUUAUCAAUGGAGGCCUGCAGCCUGCUUUUGCUGUUAUCUUCUCCAAAAUCAUUGCUGCAUUUGCUGAAAUAGAUAUAGACGUUAAAAGGGAAAAAGCGAAUCUCUUCUCAUUGUUGUUUGCGAUCAUUGGGGUGAUUUCCUUCAUCGCUCUUUUCUUACAGGGUUUCUGUUUCGGUAAAGCUGGAGAGAUUCUGACCAUGAAACUGAGGUACAGAGCCUUUAAAUCCAUGCUGAGACAGGACCUAGGUUGGUAUGAUGACCCUAAGAAUAGUGUGGGAGCACUGACCACCAGACUGGCCACGGACACUGCUCAAGUGCAGGGCGCAACAGGCGUGAGAUUGGCCACGUUGGCUCAGAAUGUGGCAAACCUUGGCACUGCAAUCAUCAUCUCAUUUGUGUACGGCUGGCAGCUCACCCUCCUCAUCCUCUCCAUUGUGCCAGUUAUGGCUGUAGCAGGGGCUAUCCAGAUGAAGAUGUUAGGAGGCCAUGCCACAAAGGACAAGAAGGAGUUAGAGAAAGCUGGAAAGAUUGCUACUGAAGCCAUAGAAAAUGUCCGCACAGUUGUAUCAUUGACCAGAGAGAGGACGUUUGAGAGACUUUACCAGGAGAACCUAAUUCUACCAUACAAAAAUGCUCAGAAGAAGGCACAUAUCUUUGGCUUGACAUUCUCUUUCUCCCAAGCCAUGAUCUACUUUGCCUAUGCGGGCUGCUUCAGGUUUGGUGCAUGGCUUAUUGAGCAGAAACUGAUGACGUUUGAGGGUGUUUUUCUUGUGAUCUCGGCUGUAAUUUAUGGAGCCAUGGCAAUGGGAGAAGCCAACUCCUUUACUCCAAACUAUGCCAAGGCCAGGAUAUCAGCCUCCCAUAUCCUAAUGCUCAUCAAUCGAGUCCCAGAUAUCAACAACGACUCCGAGGAGGGAGAAAAACCGGAUCACUUUGAAGGGAACGUGCGCUUUCAGGAUGUGAAAUUCAGAUACCCGUCACGGCCAGACGUGCCCGUACUGCAGGGCCUGCGGCUGCAGGUGAAGAUGGGGCAGACCCUUGCUCUGGUGGGCAGCAGUGGCUGUGGCAAGAGCACCACAAUUCAGCUGCUGGAGAGAUUUUAUGAUCCACUACAAGGCACAGUGAUGCUAGAUGAUCAUGACGUGAAACAACUAAACAUCCACUGGCUGCGCUCUCAGAUCGGUAUUGUAUCUCAAGAGCCCAUAUUGUUCGACUGCAGCCUGGCUGAGAACAUCGCAUACGGAGAUAACAGCAGGCAGGUCACUCAGGAGGAGAUCGAACAAGCUGCCAAGGCUGCCAAUAUACACUCCUUCAUAGAGGGGCUUCCUCAGAAAUACCAGACUCAGGCAGGUGAUAAAGGCACUCAGCUGUCAGGGGGACAGAAGCAGCGGAUCUCCAUCGCUAGAGCCAUCCUGCGCAACCCCAAACUGCUGCUCCUGGACGAGGCUACGUCAGCUCUCGACACAGAAAGUGAAAAGAUUGUACAGGAGGCCUUGGAUAAGGCUCGUGAGGGUCGUACCUGCAUCAUAGUGGCUCACCGGCUGUCCACCAUCCAGAAUGCUGAUGUUAUCGCCGUGUUCCAGAAUGGCGUGGUGGUGGAGAAGGGCACACACAAACAGCUCCUCAACCAACAGGGAGUUUACUACACCCUCGUCAAUUCCCAAAUGGGUUACAGCAAAUAGGCAACUAUUGGAGAUGGACACUGAACCAAGAUUUAUUUUAUGCAAAACAGAAAUGCAGUAACGUCUACUGUAAAGAAGAAUGUUGCUAAUAACAUUUUUAGAUGAUCUGUUAUGUAAGGCCAGGAUGUAGAUGAAGUUGUAAGUUGCAGAUGUUGUUGUUCUUUCUAUCUAUGUGACAGUAAUUAAGAUUUAAAAGCUGGAACAGAAUAACAGUAAGAAAAGGUAAUGGACAAGAGACGCACUGCUGAAAAUAUCAAAACUUUAAAAAUAACUUACUUCGGUCCACUGGACAUGUACUCAGUUCUAACCUGGACGUUUAUCCAAGUUAAGUUAAAACUUAAAAUCUAUAAUAUGACUAACAGCAUUUGUUAAAAUAAGAAUUAAGCCACACACUUUCACUCAGUGAUAGAGACAGACAUGAAGUCUGAUCUACACAGCUCCAGUGAACCAGAAUGUGCCACAUGUAUGCAAUUAUGACUAAAUUAAUGAAGCCUUAUAAAGAAAAUGUUUUCAAAAAGGAAAAACGAGGACUGGGACUUAUGUCGCGGAAUUAUUAGACAUUCUGCAAUUGCACUUUUGUGGUCUCUAUUUUUUAUACAUUUUUUUUA
Neoarius graeffei (lesser salmon catfish) is the source of this 4548-nucleotide messenger RNA. It is a transcript of the gene abcb4, whose product is annotated as ATP-binding cassette, sub-family B (MDR/TAP), member 4. Gene Ontology annotation, molecular function: ABC-type transporter activity; ATP binding; ATP hydrolysis activity. Gene Ontology annotation, biological process: transmembrane transport. The record is from RefSeq and is a predicted model, not a curated record. The transcript has 28 exons. Bases 119 to 3940 code for a protein of 1273 amino acids. Lineage: Eukaryota; Metazoa; Chordata; Actinopteri; Siluriformes; Ariidae. Gene Ontology annotation, cellular component: membrane.